Didymosphaeria variabile is the source of this 303-nucleotide messenger RNA. It is a transcript of the gene MIC10, whose product is annotated as Mitochondrial inner membrane organizing system component. Gene Ontology annotation, cellular component: MICOS complex; mitochondrion; mitochondrial inner membrane. Lineage: Eukaryota; Fungi; Ascomycota; Dothideomycetes; Pleosporales; Didymosphaeriaceae. Bases 1 to 303 code for a protein of 100 amino acids. The record is from RefSeq and is a predicted model, not a curated record. The transcript is spliced from 3 exons.
AUGGCCGACAAAACUCCCGAGCCGGCCGCGCAGCCCGUUGCGCCCAUCCCGCGUACUACCCGCCCUCUGAGCGAAGCUUUGCUUAACGAGAAGUGGGACCGCUGCCUCUCCUCCAUGCUCAUCCGCUCCGGUCUCGGUGUUUCUUUCGGUAUCGUCUUCUCGGUCCUCCUCUUUAAGCGCCGCGCGUGGCCCGCAUGGGUUGGUCUCGGAUUCGGUGCCGGACGAGCUUGGGAAGAAUGCGAUAGCUCGUUCAAGCGAACGGCGGCACCCCCGAAAGACGGACUCCGAGUAAUCAGGCCAUAA